Paraglomus brasilianum is the source of this 837-nucleotide messenger RNA. NCBI's taxonomy places the organism in Eukaryota, Fungi, Glomeromycota, Glomeromycetes, Paraglomerales, Paraglomeraceae. The record is from the annotation of a GenBank genome assembly.
AUGUCUCGCUCUUACGUUGAACCGCCAUUUCCUGUCGAACAGUCAGCUUCGCAGGCAAAGAAUUCUCAAAUUUGCGGCUACAACACACGCAGUCCAGCUGUUAAACGACUCUUACGAGAAGCCAAGGAACUGCGAGAGGACGAUAGUGAUGAUUACUGUGCUGAGCCUCUUGAAGAUAAUAUCUUUGAAUGGCAUUUUGUAAUUCGAGGUCCCAUGGAUUCCGAAUACGAGGGCGGAAGGCAACCAAAUGGUCGGUUUGUACCUAACAAGAAAAUCUGCCUAAGUAUUACUGGGUAUCAUCCAGAGUACUGGUUGCCCGCCUGGGGAAUUCGAACAGUCAUAUUAGCACUAAUUGGCUUUAUGACGACUAAAGCGAAUGGUGCGAUCGGAGGCGAUGAUAGUUAUUCACCCGAGGAUCGUAAGAUUUUGGCUAAACGGUCUCGUAAUGACACAUGCAAAAUAUGUAAAGUACCCAACAUAGUGCUGCUGCCAGAUAGAACACGCACCGAUAAAGCGCCAGCUCGCGAAACUCUGGGAGAAAAGAUUGUAAUGUACUAUGAAGAUGUGUUCAAGGAGAUGCCUAAUAACAAUACUACUACCGACCUUGCAAGUUCUGAAGAGACAUCUGGUCAGUCGGCGGAGAUGCCUGGUCAAUUGACAGAAAAGACGCCCAAUCAAUUAGUGGAAGAGACGCCCGAUCAAUUAGUGGAAGAGACGUCUGAUCGGCUGGUGCCAAAUACUAUGUCACAUAAACCACGAGACAUUGUUUUUAUUGACAUCUUGAUUGGGAUUGUUCUGGCUAUCGUAAUUACAUUGAUCGUUAAGAAGUUCAUGUAG